GAGAUUUCUGGGAAGAAUAGGCUUAUCAGAUGAUCGGGUUCUCAUAAAGACUGCCUUAAUUUACACGUUGAUCAACUCUCCUGUUCAACCCUUUGAACAGGAACCCCUUUCGUAGUGUCCUUGAUAUCAAUGCCAACAGAGAUUCAAGAAGCUGACAAAAAUAUACAACAACAUUCUGGAGGAAAGACAGUCCACCGCACAUGAGAAACUGGACAAGAAGUAUUCCAAGAUAUACUAAGAUUGUGACUUUGUGACCACUUCUCUGCCCAUUAUCCGCGUACAGGGCCAUGAAAGCAGGUUGACAUGCUCAAAUUCCAAUGUAGUACGCUUUCUGCCGCCCUUGUCUGCGCAGUUUGCGUCCUGCACCUGGCCUUCACAGCUAGUGCCGAUGAGCACAAGGCGCCUCUCAUCAUUGCCCACAGGGGCUCCCCAUGCCACUUCCCAGAGGAGACACUGGAAGGCUUUAGCAGGGCCAUCGAGUAUGGCGUCGACUACAUUGAGAUGGACGUGGUCAGCACCAAGGACGGCCACCUCAUAUGCAGACACGAACUGACGCUAGAUGACAGCACGGAUGUCGCGGACCAUCCCGAGUUUGCUGAGCGCAAGUGGGCCACAACACUGCCCAGCGGCCGGGAACAGAGCGGCUUCUUUGCCGCAAACUUCACGCUGCAGGAGAUCCGCACCCUCUACGCCAGGCAGGCCAUCCCCUUCCGCAACCAAGCUUCCUCACACAGCUUCAGGGUGAGGACGCUGCCAGAGGUGCUUCAGCUGGCGAUGAAUUCCACUGAGUCUGGCCGCCCGGUUGGCGUAUACAUAGAGACAAAGGGGCCGGCCUUCCACUCCAGCAUCGGGCAGCCCCUGGAGGCCAGACUGGUGGACGCUCUCAUCGCAGCCGGUUAUGGGAAAAUGGCGGCCGCACCGCUCAUCCUGCAGUCCUUCGAGCUGCAGUCGCUGCAGAACCUGUCUAGGGAGUUGGAGGCGAGGGGGCUGCCGGGGAGGGCCGACCUGGUGUGGCUUCUGGACUGCGCUUCAGAGGUCAAUGACACGCAGCUGGACGCCUUUGCCACGUAUGGCUAUGGCAUAGGCCCAGAGAAGAGCAUGGUGGCGACACUGGACCUCGCGCCGGAGUGUGCGCGGUCAGAGGGCGAUGCCUGCAGCGCUGUGUCGCCCAGUCAGACGUGCACCGGCCGGCUCACCACGGCGGCGGCUGCCGGUGCGGCCGCGCGGAGCGGUGCCACUGUCAGGAGUGGGUUGGUCGAGAGGGCGCAUGCCAGGGGCCUAGUGGUUCACCCGUACACCUUCAGAAACGAGGGGCGGUUCAUGGCGUUGGAUUUUGACGCGGACCCUCUGGCGGAGCUCAGCCUGUUCAGGGAACUGGGGGUGGAUGGCGUGUUUGUGGACUGCCCUGCCACUGCCGCAGAGUGGCUGGCCACACAGCACCUCACACCGACAUCGUGGAUAGGAUCAGUCAUCGGCGGUCCUGGGCCUCGUCAGUCUGCUGCAAUAGCCUCGGUGUCAGUGCUGGCAACACUGCUGGCCAUCACCCUGGUGUGGGGCGUUGUCACCCUCGUGCGCCACCGGCGAAGACAGCGGGCGAAGUAUGAUUUCUUUCCAAGCAUGUUCAACACGGGGGACCUGACGUGGUACCCCCCGGACUACCGGAGGGCAGUGGUGGACGAGGCCGGCGGUGGCAGCCGGGGGGAGGAGUGCGGGGAGGACACGCCGCUGCCGACGUCCAUAAUGAUGACGACCAUUGACUCCCCGCCGCGCAUCGCUGAGCGGGAACGCCGUGCAGACAACGCUGCCGGCGGCACAUGAUCUCCGGGGUAAUUAAAUAGUAAAUUAGUAAAUGAACAAAUACAUAGUUAGAUCAAC
Coccomyxa subellipsoidea C-169 is the source of this 1875-nucleotide messenger RNA. Its product is annotated as PLC-like phosphodiesterase. Bases 304 to 1818 code for a protein of 504 amino acids. Gene Ontology annotation, biological process: lipid metabolic process. NCBI's taxonomy places the organism in Eukaryota, Viridiplantae, Chlorophyta, Trebouxiophyceae, Coccomyxaceae. The transcript has 11 exons. The record is from RefSeq and is a predicted model, not a curated record. Gene Ontology annotation, molecular function: glycerophosphodiester phosphodiesterase activity.